Mya arenaria is the source of this 1570-nucleotide messenger RNA. RefSeq lists its product as uncharacterized. The coding region runs from base 354 to 650 and encodes 98 amino acids. The transcript has 2 exons. The record is from RefSeq and is a predicted model, not a curated record. Lineage: Eukaryota; Metazoa; Mollusca; Bivalvia; Myida; Myidae.
UAGUUAACGUAUCACUGCAAUCAGCUCCAAGUUUGAUAUCGUAUCUUGAAGUGCUGUACCAUUAUUGAUUGAAAUACCAACAGUGAACAUACUCCUAUCUUCUGUGGGCAAUGUAUCGAGCGAGUUGUCAUAUAAAGCCAUAUGGUCGUGAUUCUUGAUGGGAAUAUUGGAGGUAUAUUUAAUUUAAUAAAAAGUGUGCGAGUUGAUGAAAUUUUGCACCAUCUAUUAUACUUAACGUUACGAAAUCGCACCAUACACGGAUACUGAACAUUGAGAAGUAACAGGAAGCCUUCUCGCCGUUGUUGCAUUGUUUGCGAGUAUACCAGGACGCCGUUACUGUUUUUAUUAGACCGAUGGAUCCAGGCACAGAGCCCGCCAUGAGCAACUCUGAUCUUCUUGAGACGCUGGCCAGUCUCCACUGGGCCCAGUCGGGGGACUCAGCGCUAUUUGAGAAGGUCGCCUCAAUCCGACUAGGACACGAGCUCUAUCAGCGCAUUAGCGGGAACCGCGACAUGGAAGCUCUCCGCCAGCAGACGAUAACCGCCAUCACCAAAUAUAUCACGGAUCACCCGCGCGCCAAACCGGAAGAGCUGCAGAAAGAAGUCGCCAGGCAGAUUUCCGCCUUUGCUGAGAAAGUUGACAGAAUGUAGGCUAACUUGGUCUACAGCCGCAUCGUUUUGUCCGAUCGACGAUAUAUUGUUGCGGGGAGGUUAUAUAAACCUCCGACAGAACAAAAUAAUGUUACGUGGAUCAGAGUGCUUACUUUGUAACACCAAGGCUACGACAAAAGUUCGAGAUGUUUUUAUUUGCGAAAAAAGACUAGCUUACAUUUAAAAAAGAUCUCAAAGGAAAUGCAGACCUCAGUCAAAAUAAAUGUUUUCAUAAAAGUUGCACAUAGAAAAAUAAGUUUUUUAAGGUGAUUUUUUUCUGUCAUAAUUUAGGCUUAUUCUAACCUUCCGUUGGCAAACGACAUUCGAUAUUGUUGAGAGAGUCUAUGGACAUGCAAACGAACAGUCUCAAGUCCCGAGUUCAGACUCAAGGGGCAAAACUGCAAAUUAAAUCUUUAUUAGCAACUUUCAUACCUUUUUGGUCGAGUUUUGAGGAUGAGCUUUGCUGCAUUGUAAUUAGUUUCUAAACUAUACAAUUAAUUAACAUUUACUUAAGUAAAACGAAUGAAAUAGAGGAUUCUUUGUAAUAUAAUAAAACUGCGUAUCUAUGCCGGAGGAUAGACUUGGACUGUUCAUAAUCCUGCUCUGGAUUUACUGUUACAGAUUGUUUCAGCAGUAUAUAUUGAGGUGCAGAAUACUUCCAUUUUUUUUCACUCCGAGGAAUCGACGCCGAAAAAUAUACAUGUAGAUAGCUUUAAGUUUGUAUUAGUUUAUUUAUAUGUGUUAUGUUUGUGCAUUUAAACUUAGGCUACAACAUAUAUAAGGUUAAUAUAUGUUUUAAAGGGUUCACUAACAGGCAUGGACCUUCCACUCUCAGCACUGUCUUUACCAGCUGAGAAGUAAUCGAAAUCACACAUAUCGGAAAAUAGCUCAUUUAAUGAGCUUAUGUUUCCUGUUAACAU